This is a messenger RNA of Closterium sp. NIES-65, 3600 nucleotides long. Lineage: Eukaryota; Viridiplantae; Streptophyta; Zygnematophyceae; Desmidiales; Closteriaceae. The record is from the annotation of a GenBank genome assembly.
AUGGGUUCAUUCUUUGGUUCGUCCAAUUCCAAUGCAUCCUCUGAAGCCUCGCGGCGGGGCUCCGCUGCAGGUUCGUCAGCGGAGGUUCGGAAAGCGAAUGCGGCCCCGUCUCUGCUACGAACAGUAUCGCUACCCAGUCGCGCCGCUGCGCUGAAAGCACAGCAGCAGCAGCAGCAGCAGCAGCAGCAGCAGCAGCAGCAGCAGCAGCAACAGCAGCAGCAGCAGCAGCAGACGCAAAGGGCGGUGCGAUCUGCGGAGGAGGAGGAGAGAGAGAGACAGCGACAGAUUGAAAUGUUUGGCACCGUUCUCGCUGACGACGUGCCGCUCCCCCCGCCGGGAUUCGAAUACGACUCCGAUUUCUCCCCCGACCGUCCUAACUUUCCUCCCCCCGCCGUAGCAGCGCCGCCGUCGCCGCCAGAAGCGGCGGAGGGUCAGGAGUACGGAGGGAGACCGGGCGCGGAUUACGAGGGCACCAUUAGCGAAUGGGAGGGCGGCAGUAGCGACUGGGAAGGCGGUCGUUCUGCGGCGAAUGGAACAGCCGCAGGAGGGGGGGCUGGGGAUCCGGCGGAGUAUCGCCCGCGGGCAGCGCGCGAGUUUAGGCGCACGACGUCGUCGCCCGUGCCUAAGUGCCCGCCUGCUUCCGCGCCUGUGGGCGCGGGGGGCGCAAGAGACCGGCGCCUGGCGGGGGACUGUGUGGGGGCGACCUUCGACGGGCCCUUCAGCGCCGAGGCCGCCGGGGGCGGAGCGAGCAUGGGCGGCGGCGGCAGCCGCAGCGGCGGAACUGCGGGUGGCGGCAGGGCGGACGACGAAGUGCGCGCUGGCGGUGGGGGCGCAGGGAUCGGGGGGGACGCUGCGCCUGCGGGUCGCGUCACGAGCGGAACCGCAGGGGCCAUGGGGACUCCGUCCCGCGCGUCUGGGCCGUUUGUUGCGCCUCCCGCCGCCAGCAGCAAGCCGCCCGUGAGAGGCGGGUUUGGGCGCAGCACGAGUGUCACGCAGACGCAGGGGAACGCCGCGGAGGCCGGCGCUCCUGCGGGCGUCGCUGGCAGCGGCGGGGGUGGCGCGGGGGGAGGGCGCAGGGGGUUCCGGCGCGCCAUGUCGAUGGAACUGCGGCCGCGCGCGAGAGCCAACAGGGCGCCGCUCGCCCUUAACCCGCUCGACGCCUCCCCGCCCGCAAGCAGCGCCGCCAGCGCAUUCCCCCGCCCCCCCGUCCCAUGGGCAGCAGCGGACAACCCUUGCUCCCCCUCCGCCCCCCUCCCUGCCCCCCAAAAGCAGCCGCCCCCGUCCGUCCCCGCGUCGUCCUCCCCCUUUGGCCGUCCUCCCCCCAGCAGCAACCACAGCGCCCGCGGGUGGGCGGCGUGGACGCAGGCAGAUGAAGCCUCCCCCAGAGCGGCCUUCGCGCCGCCCUUCUUGCGCUCCUCGUCCGUCGGAGGCCCCUCCCCCUCCGCCCUGCGCAACCGAGAGCUGCCCCCGCCCGCCCCCCCCUACAGCGCGCACCCAAACCCACAUGCUGGGAUAGGCGCGUGGGCAGGGGCAGGCGGAGGGGCGGGCGGAGGGGGAAUGGGCGCGGCGGCGGGCGGCGGGUACGGGUGGGCGUCCCCGGGGUCGCAGCGGUCGUUAAGUCCCGAACGCGCGGACAGCCAGGUGAGCCGCACAGGGCUUGAGGGUGCGGCGGGUGGGCAGGUGGGCGAGGCAAAGUGUGAGAGAGAGGCAGGCGGAGCAAAGCGCGAGAGAGAGGCAGGCGGAGCAAAGCGCGAGAGAGAGGCAGGCGGAGCAAAGCGCGAGAGAGAGGCAGGCGGAGCAAAGCGCGAGAGAGAGGCAGGCGGAGCAAAGCGCGAGAGAGAGGCAGGCGGAGCAAAGCGCGAGAGAGAGGCAGGCGGAGCAAAGCGCGAGAGAGAGGCAGGCGGAGCAAAGCGCGAGAGAGAGGCAGGCGGAGCAAAGCACAAGGGAGGGCCGGGGCCGCUGGGUCUGGUGCAGGAGAGCAGCGAGGAGGGCGAAGGGUCGCGCAUGAGGGGAGGCACGGGGGAGAGGCGGGGCGGCGGGGGAAGGGGUCUUAGGGAGCGGAGUGGAGAGAGGCACGGGGGAGCGAGUAGGAUGGGCGGGCGGGCGAGGGAAGGCAGGGCGAGAGGGCGAGAUGAGGAGAGUGAGAGCAAGAGUGCAAGUGAGAGUGGGAGCGAAAGUGGGAGCGAGAGUGGGAGUGGGAGUGAGAGGGGCAGUGGAAGUGGUUCAGGAAGCGAGAGUGAAGACGGGGGGGGACGGAGGGGCCAGCACCAGCGAGCAGGUGCGGACGGCAGGGCGCUUGGGGAGGGGCGGGGGGGAGCGGGGGGGAGGGGGAGGUGGGAGGGGCGGGGGAGGGUUCUGCAGGGCGGGAUGGGCAGGGGGGGCGUGGGUAGGGACGGACUGGCACGGGGGGCUGGGGGGUUGAUGGGGGCAGCAGGGGGGCCAGGGUGGGAGGGGGCGGGCGAGGAGGCGGGGGAGGAGAGUCCCCGCGAGGUGACUGUGCGGUGUGUGGCGCCGUCCAUGCACUCGCUGCUGCGCCUCGCCUCCCACUCGCGCCACCGCAGCCUCGACGCCUCCCCCUCCUCCGCCUCCCCCUCCGGCUCCCCCGUGCCCCUCGCCCGCCCCGUCUCCCGCCCCGCCCCCCCUGCCUCCGCCCGCAGCCCUGCCCGCCUGGGCGCGUGGGGAGCAGGGGGGGGCGCAGGGCGCGUGGGGGGGUCGCCUGGGAGAGAGGGGAGUGGCGGAGGGGGCGAGGAGGAGGGGGGCGUGAUGCUGCUGCGGGCGAGCACUCUGCACGAGAGCAGUGCUAGUAGCAGCAGGCGCGGUGGCAGCAGCAGCGCUUGGCAUGCAGAGAGGCAGGCAGAGGCAGGAGGGCAGUGCAGUGGGGCGGGCGUGGGGGGUGUGGUGCAGAUGGGUGGGAGGGACGCGAGGAGGGGGUUGGUGCGGUCGGCCAGUGGGGUGGAGGCGAGGCACUGCCGCAACCGUAGUGCGGGCGGCGGCAUGAGCAUCGGCGCCACCGGCAGCGUUGGCGUCGCUGCUGCCUCCGCCCUCGGCCCUUUCGACAACUCCCACCCCCCAAGCGCACCACCACAUGCAGCAGGGCCGGCACGCGCGGAUGCUCACAACCCUCGAAGGGGUCUGGUUCGGUCGGCCAGUGGAGUGGAGGCGAGGCACCGGCGGGAGAGGAGUGGAGGCGGCAGCAGCAGCGGCAGUGGAGGGGGUGCAGGCAUGGGGUGGCUGGCAGGGGGGAUGGGGGCGGCAGAGCAGGGGGAGCAGACAGAGGAAGGGCGGAGUGAGGGCGGUAGAGCGUUUACACGGUCGAGCAGCGGCGUGGAGGCGCGGCACAGGAGGCAGCGCAGCAGCGGCGCUGGCAGCACGGGCGGUGCGGGCGGCAUUCUCAGCUCGCUGCUGUCGCGCCCGGGUGCAGCGGAUGGGGGCACGGCGGCCGACAGGGAUGCAGGCGAGGGCAAGGCGAGCGGCAAGGGGGGGGGCUUUGGGUUGGUGCGCAUGGCAACGAUGGAGAAGCGGCGCGGCAAAGGCCGCAGCAACUCCGUGGUCGAUGACAGGCUGGCUGCCAGCCCCUUCCAGGACCUCUCCUGGGAUUAG